GAGCCGUGUGGCGCUGAUAUCUCUCUCACACACACACACACACACACACACACACACACACACACACACUCGUCAGUAGUCGACCGAACGCCCGUGCGAUGGCCCUCCGUUUCCUCCUGUUGUCACUCUGCGUUUUGUUGGAACCCGUGACGGAAAUCGAUGCACGUGUUUUUUGUGGUGUGGUUGAUCUCUGUGCAGGUGGUCUGCUUCUGAAGCCGGUUCUGUCUGGACCCAGCGAGGCCUACGUGAGAUCUCAGGUCCAGUUUGACUGUGCGGUUCCAGGCUGGUCUUCACCUCUGACCUUUGAACUCUUGAAGGACGCUGGGGAUCUCAUCGCGGCAGAGAGCAACGUCAAGGUCACCUUCACCCUACAGGUCACCGAGGGGUCAGCGGGCGAGUACUACUGCAGACUGACCUCCGGGGGUCAGACCAGCAACUCCAUCCACCUCCAUGCAGUGAUUCCUGUGGUAGGAGCCCGUCUGAGCUCAGAGCCCGAUCCAGCGGUCAUCUAUGAAGGACAGAAGCUGGUCCUGCGCUGUCUCGUCAGGAAGGGGACACGUCUGUCCUUCACGUGGUACCAGGACGCACAGCUAGUGACCUCCUCGUCCGAGCUCCACCGGCUCUCUGGAGACACUCUCACGGUGGAGCGAGCGACCGCAGUGCAUGCUGGGAUAUACUCGUGCACGGCUCAAAACCAGAUGAGCGUCAACCCCAGAUUCUCCAGCAGCCGAAACCUCCACGUCACGGUCAAAAAGCACAUGUCGGCGCCGUCGUUAUCCUUCUCGGUCUUCUCUAACGGCUCCGGGCUGACGGCUAACAUCAGCUGUGGUUCUGAGCGAGGCUCUCCGCCCGUGACGUUCAGACUGAUGCUGGACGGCCGGGAGCUGGAGGCCAAGCGAGAGGAUUCGCUGGAGUCCUGGUUCCUUCUGCCCGUCUCUGAGGGCCGGGAUCUGGGAGCCGCUCGAUGUCAAGCUCAAACGGACACACAGCAGCUAAUAUCUGAUCCCGUACGUUUACUCGUGGUUCCAGUAGGUGGCGCUGUGCGCGUCACGGUACAGUAUCUCCACGACGCCGACGGGACGCUGGCAGCCGCCCGGCUCCGAUGUGUCCCAGACAGAGGAACCUUCCCAGCGUUCUCCUGGAGUCUGAACCGCUCGUCUCUUCCAGCGGAGGGCAGCGCUCACGCGGUCGCUGGCGGCGGUCAGAUCCUGAUCCUCACCGAGGUCAGAGCCGGCGUCUACGGCUGCAGGGCGAGGGACAGUUAUAACCUCAGCUCGGUCUGGGUGGAGAGCGAGGACGUCUUGGUCCAGAGGACAGAUUUGGCUGCGAUGUCGGUGGAGGCCAUCGCGCUGAUUUUCUGCGGGUUCCUGUCGACUGUGAUCGUGUCAGGCUCGUUCUUUGUGUACUGGAGCACCAAGCGGAGUAACGACGCCUGCAAACGUCACAGUCACCAGGAUGUGAUCCAGUCUGAGAUGAUGAGAACAUUUCCAGCAGCCGGUGUUUCCUCUGAACCUGUGGAAAUGAAAACGGUCAUCGUGGAGCUUGAGGCCUAGUCUAGACCGGACUGGACCGGACCAGACCAGACCGGACCGGACCAGACCAGACCAGACCAGACCAGACCAGACCAGACCAGACCGGACCGGACCGGACCAGACCAGACCAGACCAGACAAGACUGGAGCAGA
Puntigrus tetrazona (Sumatra barb) is the source of this 1684-nucleotide messenger RNA. Its product is annotated as Fc receptor-like protein 5. Gene Ontology annotation, cellular component: cell-cell junction. The transcript is spliced from 9 exons. Lineage: Eukaryota; Metazoa; Chordata; Actinopteri; Cypriniformes; Cyprinidae. The record is from RefSeq and is a predicted model, not a curated record. Gene Ontology annotation, biological process: cell surface receptor signaling pathway. Gene Ontology annotation, molecular function: cell adhesion molecule binding; transmembrane signaling receptor activity. The coding region runs from base 99 to 1553 and encodes 484 amino acids.